This is a messenger RNA of Oldenlandia corymbosa var. corymbosa, 884 nucleotides long. NCBI's taxonomy places the organism in Eukaryota, Viridiplantae, Streptophyta, Magnoliopsida, Gentianales, Rubiaceae. The record is from the annotation of a GenBank genome assembly.
CAAAAUAAAAAAUAAAAAAUAAAAAAAUAAGAUCGCAUAUUCUAUUAUUCUUUGAUGAUAAUAUUAUAUUAUUCUUCAAUGAUUAGAACUAAUUAAGCAGUCCGAAUACUACUAGUUAGAGUUGGAAAAUAAAGAUUCAUCAAAUAAAUAGAUUGGUGGCCUAAUGGCCUCCCUAUAAAUUGCUGAGACACUAACGAAAAUCACCCACCACUCUCCAUCUUUCAAAAGUUUUCUUUUCUUGGAUUUUGAGUUUCUUCUCAAAAGCAAGACAUGUGGGGCAAGAAGAUGGGAUUGGUGAAGAAGUUAUCGAGGAAGAGCAGUAAAUCAAUGGGUACCCCAACCAAAAAGGAACCAUCGCCCACGCAGUAUCUGCUCGGAGAAUGUCUCGAUGCUCAAGAAUUAUCGUCGCCGAGAACCACGCCGACGGGGAAGUUUCCGGUGUACGUAGGAGAAGACCGGCAGCGGUUCGUGGUGCCGACCGGAUAUCUUGGCCACCCGUUAUUCAAGAUGUUACUGGAGAAGGCUUCCGACCAAUAUGGUUUCAACCAUCAAAGUGGUCUGGUGGUACCUUGUAGCGUGGCAACGUUUGAAGAGGUGAUUCUUGCCGUUGAAGCCGGCCGACAUGGCAAAUUUGAUUUCGGAGACUUGGUAGAAGAGUUUCUAUAAUAUAUAGCGUGGGCAUUGUAACUAUUUAAUUAGUAGUGUUAGUCUCUCUGAACAAUUUUUCGUAGCUAGGAUCAAUCGAAAUUUGUGAUCCUCUGAUCAUUAGAAUUGACUUGAUGUUUUCUCCGUAAUCAGGAUCAAUAUCUGUAGAAAUCCAGAAUGUAAUUAGGUAUGUUUAUUGUAUUGUUUGACGAUUUUAAUGUUGAUCUUACUCCUUUUUG